Telopea speciosissima is the source of this 1753-nucleotide messenger RNA. Its product is annotated as probable magnesium transporter NIPA6. The coding region runs from base 129 to 1196 and encodes 355 amino acids. Gene Ontology annotation, molecular function: magnesium ion transmembrane transporter activity. The transcript has 9 exons. Gene Ontology annotation, biological process: magnesium ion transport. The record is from RefSeq and is a predicted model, not a curated record. Lineage: Eukaryota; Viridiplantae; Streptophyta; Magnoliopsida; Proteales; Proteaceae. Gene Ontology annotation, cellular component: membrane.
UCUAUUCUAGGGUUUCAAUUUUCUUUUUGGCAUCGAUUCCACUGAGAUCUCUGUUCUUGAACUCUUCUGAGUGUUGAAUUUACAGUUGGUUUCCGUAGUAAAUGACCAAUCUUCAGAACCAAUGAUCGAUGGCAAUGUCGUCGUUGGAGUACGUAGGAACUACUCUUUCCUCCGAUAAUCUGAAAGGGUUUAUUCUUGCGGUGGUUUCUAGUGUUUUCAUUGGUUCGAGCUUCAUUAUCAAGAAGAAGGGUUUGAAGAGGGCCGGUGCUUCGGGUCUUCGUGCCAGUGUUGGUGGGUAUGGUUACCUGUUAGAGCCGCUUUGGUGGUUGGGAAUGGUUACUAUGAUUGUUGGAGAGAUCGCCAACUUUGUUGCUUACGUUUUUGCCCCUGCUGUUCUUGUUACACCCCUUGGGGCGUUGAGUAUUAUUGUUAGUGCUGUCCUAGCACAUAUCUUACUGAAGGAGAAGCUGACGAAGAUGGGGAUUCUGGGGUGUGUUCUUUGCAUAGUGGGAUCCACAGUGAUUGUUCUUCACGCACCCGUUGAGAGCACUCUGACUUCGGUAGAAGAAAUCUGGGUUUUAGCGACCCAACCUGUAUUUCUUUUUUAUACAGCAUCAGCAAUAGCUGUUGUGCUGGUACUGAUGUUGUAUUGCGCUCCACGCUAUGGGCAGAGUAACAUAAUGGUUUACAUUGGCACAUGCUCCAUAAUUGGGUCUUUGACAGUAAUGAGUAUAAAAGCUCUAGGCAUUGCAAUAAAACUCACAUUGGAGGGUAAUAGCCAGGUUGCAUACUUCCAGACAUGGAUAUUUGCAAUGGUUGCAUUAACAUGUAUGAUAACUCAGCUAAAUUAUCUAAACAUGGCAUUAGAUACUUUCAACACUGCCGUUGUUUCCCCUAUAUAUUAUGCUAUGUUCAGUUCUCUCACAAUUUUGGCAAGUAUCAUAAUGUUUAAGGAUUGGUCUGGUCAGAGUGCAAGCAGUAUAGUAUCAGAACUCUGUGGACUUGUCACUGUGUUCUCUGGGACCACUGUAUUGCACAGUACCAGAGAACCAGAUCCAACCCCUAUUACAGAAUCAUAUUCACCACUUUCACCAAAAAUAUCAUGGCAAGGCAAUGGAGAAUUAUGGAAGCAGAAGGACGAUGAUGAGCUGUCCCCAAAUUUUGUUACCAUUAUUCGACAUGACUACUUCACUUAGAUGUGUUUCUUGGAGCUUCCAAGUUCAGUGAAUACAACCUGCUGGUGGCGCUCUUGCAAGCACAAAAGUAGUUGCUGAAAGCCUACGGUAUCAUUGUAUAUAUUGGGAGAUGAAACUGGCAGUUCAAUGUUUGAUUUCUUCAUCCACUCAGCAACUCUAAGAUUGCAGCUCUGGGAUCUCUGUGUGCUUGUGCAAGCCAAGUUUAUGUGGUCAUGUUUGUGCUAUUCUGGAAUACAGCCAACUGUGCAACUGACAGCAGGUUAUCUGUUGCAGCACAGGUAGCAACCUUAGCUGUAUUUUCUGGGGAUGGUCUUCAGUUUUCUGUGAGGUCUUACACUAGAUCCAUUUGAUUCUUUUGUUGUACGAGUCUAGUUACUGGUUUGCGUAAUGAGCUAAUCCCAGCCUUUAUAGUGAAAGUGGAAAAGAAUGAUUGUGCAUUUCCGAAUGUGGUCUCUAUCAUGGGAUAUGAUAAGAUGUAGUUUUGUGUGGAAAGUAGAAUGAUUAAUAUUUUCGUGGUCGAUUAACCUGAAACUCAAUCAUUUCAUAAUGUUACUCAA